Messenger RNA from Poeciliopsis prolifica (blackstripe livebearer), 1516 nucleotides. RefSeq names its product trans-1,2-dihydrobenzene-1,2-diol dehydrogenase-like. NCBI's taxonomy places the organism in Eukaryota, Metazoa, Chordata, Actinopteri, Cyprinodontiformes, Poeciliidae. Gene Ontology annotation, molecular function: nucleotide binding. Bases 238 to 1176 code for a protein of 312 amino acids. The record is from RefSeq and is a predicted model, not a curated record. The transcript has 7 exons.
CAGACGAUCGUCAGUGAUUUUUGUAAAACACUUGCAUUUUAAGCUUCCAAACUUAACCGUAUUCCACAGAAUACUAGACUCAGUUGCUUCUGGAAACUGAGUCUAGGAGUUGAAAACUGGAAAUGAACAAUUAACUUGAACAGUCUGUCAUGCAUUUUUACCAGUCGGGCAAAAGUUACUUUUUUUCCCCCCCAACUACAAAACAAAGUGAGUUUAUAUGAAGAUGCCCUCUUCUGGAUGACAAGUGAGUGCCAAAAAGAUGUUGUGGCUGUUGCAGCUCGUAAAUUGGAGGAUGCUCAAGCAUUUUCCAUAAAACACAACAUCUCUAAGGCUUAUGGCAGCUAUGAGGAGAUGGCCAGAGAUCCAGACAUUGAUGUUGUGUAUGUUGGAGUCAUCCACCCGUACCAUCUGCAGGCCUGUAAACUUUUCACAAAUGCUAAAAAGAAUGUUCUGUGUGAGAAGCCACUGGCCAUGAACGUCAAGGAAGUGAAAGAGAUUCUGGACUCUGCCAAAAAGAAUGACGUCUUCCUCAUGGAGGCUGUGUGGACACGGUUUUUCCCGGUCUCUGUAGAGAUCAGAAGGCUGCUGGCUCAGCAGUACAUAGGGGAGGUGAAGAUGGUCCGUGCAAACUUUGGUGUGCCACUGUUGCACGUGCCAAGAGCAGUUCAGAAGGACCUCGGUGGAGGAGCAUUACUAGAUCUUGGUAUCUACUGCCUUCAAUUCAUAAAUAUGGUGUACAAAGGAGAGAAGCCGGAGAGUAUCCAAGCCAGCGGGGCCUUACUGGAGACGGGAGUGGAUGAGACUGUGACUGCCAUUCUAAAGUAUUCUGAAAAAAGAAUGGCAACAAUCAGCUGCUCUUCUGGGUGUCUUCUGGACAAUGAUGCAUUUAUUGGUGGUACAAAGGGCACAAUCCAGGUCCUUUCACAUAUGUGGUGCCCCACAUCACUGGUUGUUAAUGGGAAGGAGACCCAUUAUCCGGUACCUGAACCCUACUUGCCUCUCAACUUUACCAACAGCACAGGGAUGCGUUACGAAGCAGAGGAGGUCCGCCAAUGUCUGCUCAAGGGACUGAAGGAGAGUCCAGUCAUGUCCCAUGCUGACUCUCUGCUGCUGGCUGAAAUGGAGGAUGAGAUUCGCCGGCAGGUGGGAGUGGUGUACAGCCAGGACAGCCAGUAAAAGUUUGACUCAUUUCUGCUGUGAUUAAAUACAACCAGUUUACAAUGGAGACUAGUUAAUUCAAGAAUAGUUCACGUGAUUAAAAAAUGUUUAGAAUUUUGUCAGAAAACAACACUGCUUGACCUCCAACUUUGAUGAAUUUCUUAUAAAUUUUUGAAAUGUAAACCACUCAAGACGACCUCUCAACCACAUGAGAGAGGUUAUGAAGCUGUUAUCUUAUGUCAUCUCACAUGUUACACACCAGCUUUGUGUACAGAUGUAUUGAAACUCACUGAGCACAGUCAACAAUGAAAUGUAAAAUCUUUGACAAUAUGUGAAAUAAAUGCUAUAGCCAAUUUCU